Coregonus clupeaformis (lake whitefish) is the source of this 3175-nucleotide messenger RNA. It is a transcript of the gene vash2, whose product is annotated as vasohibin 2. Gene Ontology annotation, cellular component: cytoplasm. The transcript has 7 exons. Gene Ontology annotation, biological process: regulation of angiogenesis. The record is from RefSeq and is a predicted model, not a curated record. Lineage: Eukaryota; Metazoa; Chordata; Actinopteri; Salmoniformes; Salmonidae. Bases 640 to 1746 code for a protein of 368 amino acids.
CGGGGUUACGAUAGGCAGAAUAACAUAGUGAAAUCAUUUAUCCCUAAAGAUUAACCAUGUGAUGGAGGUUUAAAUUACCAAAAAGGAGUUUUCAUCAUGAGGACGAAGCUUUCGAAUAGACAGCCUACUCGAUAUUGGGGAAAUAUGUAGUAGACUACGAACGGAACGGAAUGCAUAGCAGAGGUAAUCUCUAGCUGUGGGAGUCAGUCGCCCCGGGCGCAGUGUUCUGAGCAAAAAAUGAAGUUAGAGGGAGCCAAACCGUGAAUAUUCCGCUACGGGCAACAAGCAAACUACAUGGUUAUGAAUUGUCCACACACUACGCGGUAUUUUAGUCGGCUAUGCUUUGCGUUUUGAUUUCUUGCUAGCAUAUAUCUUUCAGACUUUUUUAAUGUCUACAGAUUAUGCUUAGCUGAAUAUGAAAUGCAUAUUUUUUUAUGUUGCAUUUCUACCUAUAAAGCUUGACACGUGCCAUUUUUUAAAUUUUCGUUUAUAUGUGAUUUCAGUAUCCAUUAUCUGGGUAUAGGGGAGUGGAUAUUGGUACAGCAACAUGUUUGUUAUAGCAAACCUGGGUUAUUGACAAAAGCAAGACGAAUCAUCACGGGCUGCCAUCUGCCAGGACCCCCACUUUUGAAUUGAACAAUGACUGGACCCAACGCCACUAGCACUUGUUCAUCUGCAGCUAAAAUGGGGAGGCACCGAUCCAAAAGCACCAGUGGCAGUACGUACUGCAACUCGAGCCCGGGUGCUGAAUCUGCCACCCUUAGCACCCCCAACAACGCUGGACGUUCAUCGGGAGAGGAAGAGGAGAAAGAUGGGGGUGUGCUAUUUUACGUGAACAGAACUGGUUUUCCCAUUGAGGGUGUCACUUGGGAGAGGAUGUGGACUCAUGUGGCCAAAGUACACCCUGAUGGACAAGACAUUAGCAAGAUAAGGAAUGCUGCAUACCUUCCUAAACACCCUGUGCCAUCGGUCCCCAACUUCAAGCCCUCCAUGUCUGUCCCUGAUUGGCUGCUGGCCAUCCAGAACUACAUGAAGACACUGCAAUACAAUCACACAGGAACUCAGUUCUUUGAGAUAAGGAAAACUAGACCAUUGUGUGGGUUGAUGGAGACUGCGAGAGAAAUGAUCAGGGAAUCUCUUCCAAUCAAAUGCCUUGAAGCUGUCAUCCUUGGAAUCUACCUGACCAACGGGCUGACCUCGGUGGAGCGUUUUCCCAUCAGCUUCAAGACCCAGUUCUCAGGGAACCACUUCCACCACGUGGUGCUGGGCGUUUACUGCAACGGACGUUAUGGCACACUGGGCAUGAGCCGCCGCCAAGACCUCAUGGACAAGGCUCUGACCUUCCGCACGCUCAGCGAGCUGGUGUUGGAGUUCGAGGACUCGUACCGCCGCUACCAGCACACCCUGAAGAAGGUGAAGAUCGGCCUGUACGUGCCCCACGACCCGCACGUCUUCCAGCCCAUUGAGUGGAAGUACCUGGUGCUCAACGCCGCCCGUCUGGGGAGAGAGGACAUGAGGAAGGAGCUGGAGAAGCAUGGCCGAGACAUGAGGAUGAAGAUCCUGAAGUCGUCAAGUGCCCAGUCUCCCAUCAAAGAACGGACCAGAGGCAAGUCUCUCUCCCCCCGACGCCGACAGAGCAGCCCCCAAAGACGCCACAUCCACCGGAGAGACAAGUCACCUGCGGCUCUGGAUCGAAAGCCUGCAGAACUCAGCACUUUGAACGACGGCUACCAGAUCCGCAUCUGAGACUCCCUGGAGUUAAUUCUCCUGGUCUCCACUCUGACCCCCCAGUCCGCCUCACACACACCUCACACACCCUCAAAUAUAUUUACCAGACAUUGUGUAUAUCAUAAUUAUAAAGUAUUGGUAGGGUUUUGCCAGCCUCUUCUGAAGAGUGAAGAUGACGACAUUAUGCUCAGUGCUAAACUGGAGUUUGACAUCCAGUAGGAACAAAUACAUCAAAUAUAUCAAAGGUAUAUAUUUCCUGUCCUUCAUGACCAGACGAUGAACAAAAGCCUGAACAAGAAGAGGUGUGUUUUUCAAUAUACACCUCCACGCAUGAAUGACAUUACAAAUGUGCAUACAAUGAUGCAUGAAGGCAUCCUAUCAAGACCUCUCAUGCAAUUAGAGAAGUACAUACUGUAUGUGGGGUGCUCUACAUAGUUUUUUAAAUAAUUUUUUUCAUAGCCUGUGUGCUUUUGUGAAGGAGAGCAACAGUUACAUUUCAGUUACAUUUACAAUGUGAAGAUUCAUUUUUAAAAGCUGAGAAUCUGUGAGUUAAAACACUAGCCGACAGUAUGCUGAUAUCAUGUAAAAAGGAUCAAAUAGUGUGACUGAUCUCACAGAUACAGUAGUGGGCCCGGUUUCCCAAAAGUUCAUCGUUAGAACCAUCGUUAAGAUGCUUUUGGGAAACUGGGCCCAGAUCAAUUCAUGUUUUAAGGAAAUCAAAGAUUGUGACAAUGAUGCUUUGGAGCAUAGCCAGAACAUUACCUUUUAUUCCCAAGAUAAUUUGACCGUGACAUUGGGUUGAAUUAAAUGUCAACUCUGUUACACCUCAGUAUACAGACGUAUACAAAAACAUGUGUGAUAAUGUUAUGUAGCUCCUAACUAGAGGCCUUUCUGAAUCCUUUCACAGAAUCUUGAAGUUAAGAAUACUGAACUGAACACCACAAGACAGACUUAUCAGUCAAAUCAAGGCUUCUUUGCCAUCUCAACUGCCAUGAUGCAGUGUCAAGAUUGUUUAUAAUUUUUUUUGUAGUAUUCAAAAGUCAUCAUCAGAUAUUCAGGAGGGUGCCAACUGAACAAUAUCAGAAUGUAUAGCUUUUGGUUAAACAAGCUAUGCACAUCAAACAGAAAUGAUAGACCAUCGUAUGUCUUCCUCAAUCUUAAUAGUUUCUAGAUUGCAGCAGAAUUGAAAUCCAGUCUCAUUAUCUUGAAUCCUGAAUGAACUGAGAACAUAUCAGUUCUUAUGUUUCUAAUUAACAUUUUUUAUUCUAAUGAUCAAAUUGUGAAUGGUGCUGCUAGUCUGACAGUAUACCACCAAGGUCAACACUAUUGGUACCAGCCGUCUGAAAGACUACUCUAAGCACAAAACAACCAGCUUAAUAUACACUACAUGGCCAAAAGUAUGUGAAUUCAAAUUAGUGAAUUCGGCUGUUUCAGCCACACCCAUUGC